Molecule: messenger RNA, 1769 nt
Organism: Cryptococcus deneoformans JEC21
Lineage: Eukaryota; Fungi; Basidiomycota; Tremellomycetes; Tremellales; Cryptococcaceae
Product: cyclin-dependent protein kinase, putative
Exons: 9
Coding region: 54-1454 (466 amino acids)
Biological process (GO): protein phosphorylation
Cellular component (GO): mediator complex; nucleus
Molecular function (GO): RNA polymerase II CTD heptapeptide repeat kinase activity; cyclin-dependent protein serine/threonine kinase activity; ATP binding
Source: RefSeq, a predicted model, not a curated record
GAUAAUGAACUUCGAAUGGAAGUGCGUGGGUAACAAAGCUGAAAUACAACAAAAUGGCAACAAUUCCAGGCGGAGGUACUAUAAUGGACCCAAUGCACCUUUAUCGUGCAAGAAGGGAUAAGGAAAGAAGAGGCGUCUUGAAGACAUAUAAGAUUCUGGGAUUCAUAUCUUCCGGAACUUAUGGAAGAGUCUACAAAGCUGUGCUCCUCCCACCACCCAAAACAGCCUCUGCCAAAAGCGCCUUGCCCAGUUCGACUCGAGCAGCCUUAUCAUUACCUAAAGACAAAUUACCAUCGCCUAGCUUCACCGAAGACAGCGACCCUCUCAAUAAUCCUGAAAUGUGUAUGCGCCCAGGCGACCGUCCCGCCAAAAGGGGUGACGUUUUCGCGAUAAAGAAGUUCAAGCCUGAUAAGGAAGGCGAUGUGUUGACCUACGCCGGUAUCAGUCAAAGUGGAGCGAGAGAAAUUAUGCUCAAUCGUGAACUCCACCAUCGCAAUCUGGUGUCGCUGCGCGAGGUCAUAUUAGAAGACAAGUCCAUUUAUAUGGUUUUUGAGUAUGCUGAACAUGAUUUCCUACAAAUCAUUCACUACCAUUCUCAAACUGCUCGAGCUUCUAUUCCACCUUCCACACUUCGCCGCCUUCUUCACCAGCUUCUCUGCGGAGUGCAUUUUCUUCACUCUAAUUUUGUCCUGCACCGUGAUCUCAAGCCGGCUAACAUUUUGGUUACCAGUCAAGGCGUCGUUAAAAUAGGUGAUCUCGGGUUGGCACGACUGUGGCAUAAACCAUUAGCGCAACAAGGUCUUUAUGGUGGUGAUAAGGUUGUGGUUACUAUCUGGUACAGAGCGCCAGAGUUAAUAUUGGGAGCCAAGCACUACACUGCCGCUGUCGAUAUAUGGGCGGUAGGUUGUAUCUACGCGGAGCUGCUCUCUCUUCGCCCUAUCUUCAAAGGCGACGAGGCUAAAAUGGACGGCAAGAAGUCUUUACCAUUCCAGCGCGACCAGAUGGGCAAAAUCUGUGAAGUACUUGGUCCUGUCAAGCCGGAACAAUGGCCAGGUAUAGUUCACAUGCCUGAAUACCGUACUUAUCAAGCCACGGGUCCUUAUCCCCACUCCAACCCUCUUGCACCAUGGUAUCAUGCCCGCUCAAACUCGUCUGAGGGGUACGAUAUUCUCGUCAAGAUGUUCGAAUGGGACCCAGCUCGUAGGAUAACGGCAAGGGAUGCGUUGAGGCAUCCUUGGUUCCAGGAAGAAGGGGGAGUCGAUACGAAGAGUGUGUUCGAAGGCAGCUCGAUCACAUAUCCCACAAGAAGGGUGACGCACGAGGAUAACGGUGAUGCUAAGAUGGGAUCUCUACCUCAAUCCAUGGCCGGAGGCAGGCUGCCAUCAAGUAGCAAUUUUAGGCCCGCUAGCGGCAAUAUUGUUCAACCGGCGGCUAGGAAGAAGGCGAGAAUUUAACGUUCAACCACGUCGGCUUUGAGCGUCACCCUUUCGUGCAAAUGCUGUAACGUUUGCGCCCGAUGUAGCGAAAAAUGUUGUUCAGCUAUUUUUUGAGUAUUUGUCCCAUUUGCGCAUUUCUCAUUAUAUAUGAACAGAUUAUACAUUAGAUGAUUAUUACGCAUGUAUACGUGACUCAAUGCUGUGGAGCAUGCAGCAGUAGCCAGAGCUUUUAUGGGACAAUGAAGUAAUGGUAUAAUUUAAGAUCCGAUUUGUAGAUUGUUUACUUGUGAAGUAAAUAUGGAAAAUGAAGCAGAGGAAAAAUUUAAAUAAAUG